CCAAAGGAUUUGAAGUGCUUUGAUGAAUUUUAUGAUUUCGGUCAAUACUAUUUUUUAGCCAAACAUUUUCCCCAAUUGAUAGCCCGACUGUGUUCUUCUCGUCGGCGGCGAUGGAAGAAAGAUACAGUGGGAGAAAUAAUGAAAGCUGUCGCCGGUGCUUCGGGUGUCAAUGGCGAUGAAGGAAGAUCAAAGAGUGCAUGGGUUUUGGCAUCUGACAGCAGCAAAUCGGCUCGUCUUGAUCGGAAAAGCGAUGAUCCGGAGGGAAUAAGAAAUGGGGUUUGCCAAUGGCAUCAGAAGUUGAAGGCGGUGAAUGAAGCUCGACGGAUCUCAAAUCUCCUCCAGCCGCGUUGAAGGAAGCUCGAUGGUUCAACGUCUCGCCUCUGGCCGUGGUGAAUCGGCUAUAACCGCCGGCGGAUGAACCAGAUCUGCUCUUCCGACGAGAAAAGCGAAAGAAAGAAACCAUAUCUACUAUUUUUUGUAAUUUAUUAUAUAGAUGUGUAGUGAUAAUUGUCAGAAUAAAAUUGUUUUCCCAAA
Molecule: messenger RNA, 534 nt
Organism: Linum trigynum
Lineage: Eukaryota; Viridiplantae; Streptophyta; Magnoliopsida; Malpighiales; Linaceae
Source: the annotation of a GenBank genome assembly